Kluyveromyces lactis is the source of this 1797-nucleotide messenger RNA. It is a transcript of the gene PAP1, whose product is annotated as polynucleotide adenylyltransferase PAP1. Gene Ontology annotation, cellular component: nucleus. NCBI's taxonomy places the organism in Eukaryota, Fungi, Ascomycota, Saccharomycetes, Saccharomycetales, Saccharomycetaceae. The transcript has a single exon. The record is from RefSeq and is a predicted model, not a curated record. Gene Ontology annotation, molecular function: poly(A) RNA polymerase activity; RNA binding. The coding region runs from base 1 to 1797 and encodes 598 amino acids.
AUGUCCCAGAAAAAGAUCUUUGGUGUAACGGGCCCGAUUUCCACGGAGGGUCCCACUGCUGCCGAAAACGCAUUAAACGAUUCAUUAAUUCAACAGCUUAAGAAAGAAGGCUCUUUCGAAACGGAGGAAGAAACUGGGAAGAGAGUGGCAGUAUUAGAAAUCUUCCAAAAAUUGACACAAGAGUUUGUAUAUCAGGUUUCAAAGAAGAAAAACAUGUCCGAUGGUAUGGCUCGUGAUGCUGGUGGUAAAGUAUUUACCUUUGGUUCUUAUAGAUUAGGGGUCCAUGGUCCAGGUUCCGAUAUUGAUACGUUGAUUGUGGUACCUAAACAUGUAUCCAGAGAAGAUUUCUUUACCGUAUUCGAUGCUCUGUUGAGGGAAAGACCAGAACUUGAAGAAAUUGCGUCAGUUCCAGAUGCUUUCGUCCCAAUUAUCAAGAUCAAAUUCAAUGGAAUCUCCAUCGAUUUAAUCUUUGCUAAACUAGAUUUACCCCAGGUUCCAAUAAGUUUAACUUUAAGUGAUAAGAAUUUGUUAAGGAACGUUGAUGAAAAGGAUCUAAGAGCGUUGAACGGUACCAGAGUCACCGAUGAAAUUUUAGAAUUAGUGCCUAAUAAAACAUCUUUCAAGAUUGCAUUAAGAGCUAUUAAGAUAUGGGCAAAGAGAAGAGCAGUAUAUGCAAACGUCUUUGGGUUCCCCGGUGGUGUCGCAUGGGCGAUGUUUGUGGUAAGAAUCUGCCAAUUGUACCCUAAUGCAUGCAGUGCGGUAAUAAUAUCAAAAUUCUUUCAGAUUUUAUCACGUUGGAAAUGGCCACAACCUGUCCUAUUGAAGCCAAUCGAAGAUGGUCCUUUACAGGUCCGCGUGUGGAACCCCAAAAUAUAUGCACAGGAUAGAUCCCACAAGAUGCCUGUGAUUACACCAGCGUACCCUUCAAUGUGUGCUACCCACAACAUCAGUGAGUCAACUAAGAAAGUGAUCUUAUCUGAAUUACAAAGAGGUGUAGAGGUCACACAAAAGAUUUUCUCUAAUGAACUAUCAUGGGAAGAUUUGUUCAAGAAACACGAUUUCUUCUUCAAGUAUAAAUUCUACCUAACGGUUAUGGUCUCAACAAAGGGUUCCGACGAACAACACUUGAAAUGGAGUGGAUUCGUUGAAAGUAAGCUCAGAUUGUUGGUCCAAAAACUAGAAGUUUUACCAGGAAUCAAUCUGGCGCAUCCAUUUAUUGAACCAUACGAGUCCAGCUAUAUAUACAAUAAUGAGGAUGAAUAUAAAGAGAUCAUGAACAACUACGGUACACAUAAGACAGAAGGUGUAUUGAAAAAGUUUACAAAAAUAACUGAUGCAAACAAAGACGAUGAAGCCUCCAAAAACUCUAAUCAAGUUCACAUAGCCACGAUGUUUAUUGGACUUGACAUCAACACAGAAGAGAGUAAAAAAAUUGAUAUACACAUUCCAUGUCAAGAAUUUUUCAAUUUGUGUCGCUCAUUACCCGACUAUGAGGACCCUGAAACGUAUUCUUUAAUCAUCAAGUAUGUGAAAGUGCAUGACUUACCGGAUGAAGUCUACCAAGAGGGGGAAACACGUCCUGUGAAAUCCAGCAAGAAGAGGAAACCGGAGAAAAGUGGUGAAAAGAGUAAAAGACCUAAAUCCGAUCCGUCCAAUGGCAAGUCUACUACUACUACCAGUGGCAACACCAAUUCUUCUUCCCCAGUAAAUGACGCUAAUUCCACUCCAUCAUCAAAUGUCCCAGCAAACAGUAAUACCAAUGCUAUCACCGAAGACCCAAUGACUGCGACAACAUAG